ACAAUAAGAUAUCCGUGUUCUCGGUAAAGGUAGCUCUAGCGACAUUAUGCGCGGGAAAACUCAUGGAUAAAUUUCGAUAUAUCUACUCGCAAAUAUCUGAUAGCAAUGGACAUAUGAUACAUUGGAGGUUUGCCGAUUAUCUGAAGGAGGUCUUAGCUUUAACCGCGGCGGUCUACGAGUCUCCGUCAUUCGGAUAUUCCGACGGUCUUGCUAACUCCAUUUUUCCUACGAACUCGAAAGUCACUGUGAACGACUUCUUGGAUACGCUCAUGUCAGAUCCUGGACCACACUGUUUAAUCUGGUUGCCAUUGUAUCACAGAAUGGCGGCCGUGGAAACAGUUGCCCAUCCUAUUAUAUGCGACGCGUGUCACAAGGAGAAUUUCACCGGGUUCCGAUAUAGGUGUCAGAAGUGUCAUUCGUAUCAACUGUGUCAAGACUGCUUUUGGCGCGGUAAAGUUUCAGGAACGCACAAUAACGAUCACGAAACGAGAGAAUAUAGCAGCUUCAAAUCACCAAGCAAACAGAUUGGCCAUUCUCUGCGAAAGAGCUUUAGAUGCGUUCCCGAAAAAGGAAAGAACAGUCUACCACGGUUCCCAGAACAACCUGAAAAAACGUUAGAUUUGUCACACAUAGUCCCACCGUCACCUUUACCAUCUCACAACGGUUUUCCAGAUCCAGGAUUUAUGGCUCCCUUUGAUUCAGGAUCGGUGGAUAGUCGCUCGACUCUGAGGAGGUUGGCACAAGAAGCUAGGACCAUGCCUCGUACCGCAUCCAGAAUGUCCCAGGCAGAUCAGACAGGUCGAGCACCGUCGGACGUAAAUCUGACAUCGUUGGAUGCGUCGCGGGCGCAGCGUGAACUUAUAUCGCAGUUAGAGGCGAAAAACAAGGAGAUAAUGCGCGAGAUAGCAAGGUUAAGAAGGCAACAGGAGAUAGAAGCCGCGGGUUUAGAAAAUCCGGCAUUAAUGUCGGAAUUGCGAGCUUUGAGGCAGAGGAAGGACGAACUGGAGACGCAUCUGGCGACGUUACAAGAUUCUAGGAGGCAACUGAUGGUACAGCUGGAGGGUUUAAUGAAAAUGCUGAAGAAUCAUCAAGCGUCGCCACGAUCAACACCGAACAGUUCACCGCGAAGUACAAAGUCGCCACCUUUGCCACCUGGUGCUCUACCGAGCAGUAGAUCGGCACCGCCAACUCCCGGUGGACCUUUGUCCACGACACCUCAACAACAGCAGCAGCAGCAGCAACAACAACAACAACAACAAAUGCCGCAACAAAUGUCUCAGAGCUAUCAAAAUCCCGUCCCAACAACAACAACAACAACAACAACAACAGUGGCUAACGCGCAAGGCAACGCUAUGCUCGGCACGAUACAGAAUCCCAUUCCAGAUAGCUUGUCGUGCGUUGGCGGCGAUGUAAGGUCUGCGUUCAGGACAAACAGCUUACCGGGAAGCGGUUCCAGCAGCGCGAAUAAUAGUUUGGGCCGAUCCCUAAGAAACGACUUACUGGUAGCUGCCGACAGCGUUACUAAUGCUAUGUCAACACUCGUGAGGGAAUUAAAUUCAGGUAUGUUAAAUAAUAAUGUGCUACAAAAACGAUUAGUAUCGAUAAUAAUGAUUCAUCAAUUGGACGUAGAUACGUGAGAGAAUUCGAUCUAAAGACAAGAGAUAUAUCUCAAAUACAAAAUGAAGAGGAAAGUAUACUCUUAGAUAUAAUGAAAGAUGUCUUUGGAUUUUCUAAAAGUGUUCCAUUAAAACUAACACCAAUAAAAAUUUUGUCUGACAAAUCUACGUCUAAUUGUACUUAUACAUAGUUUUAAAUAGUAUAAUUACAUGAUACCGCUCAGCCUACCACUUUCCGUUAUAGUAUGUUAAAUUCAUUACAUAGUAUAUGCGAUAUGCGUUAAUCUCGCAGAAUAUUAUUAUCUCACGAUAAAAUCGAAGGUAAUCAUUAAGAGGCGAUAGAAGCCUUGCCGUGAUUUGUACAGAUCGAUUCGACAUUGCAAGUUUUUAGCUGUAUAAAGUAUAAAGUGUUAGCAUCUAUCGCCGUGUUUUAGCUGAUGGCAUGUUAGAAAUACGAUACGGAAGCUAACAAUUUCGUUAGCGGAGCUACAUAAAAUGUCAAAUUCGAUUGUCCCGAGAGCGAGGUGAGCGAUAGAUAAACUGAUCUGCAUUCACCGUGCGUAGCAUCUUUUUCUACAACAAAGAUUCGUCUACUAAUAUAUUACAUUGUUUACUAUUAUUAUUGCUAUUAUUUUGCUCCUGCUAUUUUUAUUGUUAUUAUUAUUCUCACUACUACCAUCUGACCACUGACAAAUGUGUAUGCCAAUUAAUGUUUGUUUCAUGCCAUUUUUAUACAAGAAAGAUAUUUUUUCUUCAAUAGCCUAGACGUUCAAAACAUGCAAAAUGAUAAAGCAAACAGCUUCAAAUCCUUUCAAGCUGGUAUGCUAAUCUUUCACACAUAUACCACAUCACAUUUUAUUCGUCUUUAAUUCGAUUCCAAAGAAAAACGAUACGACACGCAGAAUUUUAUCUUUCAACCACUUUGCCACUAACAUUUAUCUUUGAAAUAUUCUCAGUCAUCGCAUUAGAGCUGAAUGUACAGGCAUGCCACGUCGCAUUUAUAUUCUGUCAUAAAGGAUCAUCAAAGGAUCAUAUAGCAUGAAAGAUGCUACUUUUCAUUCGUUCCUAAAUCGAUAUUCGUAGAUCUGUGAGUCACUUAAGCACAGAUGCUAUUUAUACAUAAAAUAUUUCAUUGGAUAUAUUUGAAUUUCGAACUUGAACGCACCUUUAAUGUAUAUAUUAUAUAUGUUUAUAUAUUCUGAAAAAUCGCGUAAGUAUAACAUUCAUUGCAGGAAGACAAAUAAUAAAUCUCAUCAUUUGUUGUCAAAUGUCGAGAUAAAUGACUUUCGCGUCUAGUUUCACGAUAUUCUGCAUAUUAUGUACAAUUUUCACAAAUUUUUAAUAAUACAAUAAUUAUAUGAGAAAACUUAAAAAUACAAAUCUUUCGUUUCAGAAGAUGCAAAUACAGAAGUGUACAUAUGGGCCGAUUAAAAUUAUCUACAUUUUCUUCCUGCAGUUAUGUUCAUUUUGAAAUACAGAAUGUUUCUUCUUUUUGGAUUGGAAAACAUUCCAAAAGAUAGGACUUCCUUUUCUAUUUGCAUAUUUAAAUCCCAAUUUUAAUCGUCUUUUCGUCAAUACCAUUAUUUUUUCUCAAGUUUUUAAUCACAUUGCGAGUUGUCUUAAUUUAGAUUCUAAAAUUUAAUGAUCGAGAGAAAGUGCAAUAGUCUUGGGAUACUGUAUAAUCUUCUCUAUACAAUGUUUAUUUUGUAAAACGUUCGACGAAACUUAGCCAUAUUUUACUAAAAAAGAAAAAACAUAACGAGAAAAUGAUACAUAACGAGAAAAUAGUGUUUUCCAUGAAUGAAUACAAAUUAUACGAACUUUCCUCAUUUCUUCUAUUAAUUAUAAAUUCUAAAAUUAAUUCGAACGAGUGGAAAAUAGUCUACGUUUGCCUAUUGCCAUUUCUAGUCGAUUCUAUUAUUUUCUUUCUAGAAGAGUUAGUUAACAUUGUAGCCUAGUGAAAUAGCACAUGGACUACACUACACGCAAGAUCACAAAUGACAGCAACAAUAAUCUAAUCUGCAAUUUCGAGAAAUCCUGAAAAUUCUGGAAUCGAUUGCUUAUUUUGCAAAAAAAAAA
Messenger RNA from Pogonomyrmex barbatus (red harvester ant), 3695 nucleotides. RefSeq names its product dystrobrevin beta. Gene Ontology annotation, cellular component: plasma membrane; synapse. Lineage: Eukaryota; Metazoa; Arthropoda; Insecta; Hymenoptera; Formicidae. The record is from RefSeq and is a predicted model, not a curated record. Gene Ontology annotation, biological process: synaptic signaling. Gene Ontology annotation, molecular function: zinc ion binding.